AUGUCAUAUUCAUUGCUUCAUAAGUUUUCAAAUAAGUCUGUCUAAUAAAUAGUUUAAGAGUUGAUGUAUGAUGAAUACUUAGAAAGAGAUAAUUUGUUUAGAAAUGCUUUUAAUUCAUUACCUUUGAAGGCUGUAAAAAAAAAGAUUGUAUUUUCAAAGAACAUAUACAAUAAUUAUUUACAGUAGUCACCAAAUUCUGGAACUCCAUAAAAUAAUUAAUGCAAAGUUAUUGGAGUGAUGGCAGCUUAAAAGAAAAAGAAUCAAGAUGUUAUCAUAAAUGUGUCAGUAAAUGAUUUUUUUAUUUUAGUCCAAAGAAUGUUAAAAAGGUAAGUAAGCCUAAAGAAAUAAGAGGAUUGUCAAUAUCUGAUCAUAUGGAUAAUAUAAUUAGAGAAAAAACUAUUUUACCUCAAAUCUAAAAAUAAUCACAUUUAAGUUUAGUGUUUAAUGAUGAUGAUUUUGAAGGAUAUAAAUUGAAAUCUGAAGAAAUGACUUUAGAGAUUGAUGAAUAUAUGCAAAUGAAGAGAGAUAAGGAAAGUUUUUAGUUGCCUAAUAUAUACUCAAGAAAUUAAUGAUUAUUUGAUUAUAAUCUCGUUAUGAUGCG
This is a messenger RNA of Paramecium sonneborni, 601 nucleotides long. Lineage: Eukaryota; Ciliophora; Oligohymenophorea; Peniculida; Parameciidae. The record is from the annotation of a GenBank genome assembly.